UGUUAACCCAGCGCGGAAGGUCAAGGCGGUCGGUCCUUGCUCGAUGCUCUUGGAAUGAGCGCGUCCCAAAAGCACAGUUUUACGUAUCAACUUGACAACUCGACAAGUGUGCAAGGUACUUCGCCACUCAUCCCCGUGGCCAAGUGGACGGGAGGGGGGGGAGGCAGCAACAGCAACAGCCCUUCAGCAGGCACACCAUACUUCAGUGUAGGGAAUACCGGGAAUGCCGCGGCUCCGUCAUCCUCCACCGUUCGAGAGGGGUUGCAAAGCCGCAGCCGAAACAUAGACAUCCCCAAUUCGAGACCUCGCCUGCGUCCGAAACACUCUGCGUCGUCGGUUUCCCGUGCCUCAUCCAGUAUGCGGUCGCUGUCGGCGAGGAAAUCCACUUUGUCAUCGGCGGCUCCUGUGCCCACACCUUUACCGACCAAUUCUGACUUAAAUUGGCAUACCCGUCCCCCGCGCGCUGGACUUGGAUCUCUCCACCCGACGCCAUUUAAACAUGGAUCCAGCGUUCAAGCGUUGAAGCCGCGGGCCAAGAAACCACUAUCAACUCGCCGCGAAGAACUAUCCUUCGCCCCUGUUGAAGCCCCACGUGGUGAAGGAGGGUCCUCUGGCUGGAUCAGUAGAUUCACCGGCGGCGACGAAGAAACGUUUGCUUGGGCACUAACCUCCGAUUCUUCAAAAGACCCUUCGUCGCCAAUGUUCCGCCCGACCGCCGCACCGAUCCGUAUCGAUGCAGUGGAAGGGUUGGCGCGUGCGCUGCUGUCCGAUUGUAUCAAUAAGCGUAACAUGGAGCAAUCCAAGGUAAAGAAGGCGAUCAAGAUCGACACCAAUACGUUGCCGUUGCAGUCCACUUCAUCGCAAGCGUCGUAUCUGUCGCCGACGGGCCAUGAGUCGAGCCUUUGCAUGCCGCCAUAUGAAGACGGUGGGGGAGUGCUCAGCUGCAGCUCGAGCGACGACGAAUUGCAUCAGUUGUACAAGCUCGAGCCGUCAUUUGUAUGGGACAAGUGCCGCGUUGACGGCUGCCUCAAUAAAAUGUGCAGCGGCAGCUCGCACUUUCAUGACCCUGACCACAUGACGAAUUCGCCCGACAGCGACAGCUACUUUGAAGAACAGGGUCUCCCCAAAGAGAUUCGAUACAACCUGCCCAUUGCAUACGGCACAGUGAACGAGACCGAAAAACACUGCACGAUUUGUCAAGUCGCUUAUGAAAUCGGGUCCCACAUCGUUACGUUGACGCCAUGUCAGCAUUUUUUCCACGCGCUGUGCGUCGACAAGUGGUUGUGGAAUCACGUAACGUGCCCGCUGUGCCGCAAAGAAGUCGUGUACGACCUUGACAAGGACACAACGCCGCAUGUUCGCGGGAUGGAGUGCCCCGAAGAAGAUUUGGACACGAUGCGCCGCAAGUUGCGCUCGCAAUGCGCCGAGUUUCGACCUGUGAAGCCCCUGAAACCUGGGUACACGGUGGACCAGCUCGACGCCCCAUUUUUGGCCAUGCAGGUGCAGGAAGACCGAGCGCAGAUGCUGUUGGACCAUCUUGCGUGUCCAACUCCUCAACGCAAGUACCCUCAGUAACCUUCGGUCUUGCUCUGCAGCUGCCCCUCGUGGCCCAACUCGAGAAAAUCAAAGAAAAAACGAAGGAUGGCCGUCUCCCCUCCAUGAAUCCCUGUAAACAUCACCAGCGGCGGCGAUCACACCCAUCCACGCUUGCCCAGCGACGUCGGGAGGGCCCUUGCCUGCCCGUGUAUUAACUUAUCCUCUAAUUCAUUUGUGUUUUUGCGGUGGUCCGCGCUCAGGCCCAUCCUGC
Molecule: messenger RNA, 1807 nt
Organism: Aphanomyces invadans
Lineage: Eukaryota; Oomycota; Saprolegniomycetes; Saprolegniales; Verrucalvaceae
Exons: 7
Coding region: 55-1575 (506 amino acids)
Source: RefSeq, a predicted model, not a curated record